Molecule: messenger RNA, 1596 nt
Organism: Arabis nemorensis
Lineage: Eukaryota; Viridiplantae; Streptophyta; Magnoliopsida; Brassicales; Brassicaceae
Source: the annotation of a GenBank genome assembly
AUGAACGAAGUAGUUUUUGUUCUGUUUCUUGUUCUAUUAAUUGUUUCGGUUUCAGAUGCAAAAAUAACGAAACCAAAUGUCGAAAACUUCCUCCAAUGCCUUCGUUCUCGUACCAGUCCGAAGAAUCCGAUCACCGAAGUCCUCUAUACUCACGAUAACUCCACCUUCGUGUCGUCUUACGUGUCCUACACGAAUAACAAAAGGUGUUCAAACCCUAAAGAUACAAAACUAAUAGCCAUUGUUGCUGCAAAACAUGAAUCUCAUGUUCAAGCAACCGUGGUCUGCGCAAAGUCCAACGGAAUCCAGAUCCGAAUACGAAGCGGGGGUCACGACUUCGAGGGCUUUUCCUAUAUAUCAUCUGUGCCGUUUGUUAUUCUCGAUAUGCAUAAUUUCCGAUCUAUAACCGCUGACGUGUCCAGCAAGAAAGCUUGGGUUCAAGCUGGUGCAACUUUAGGAGAGCUCAACACCAAAAUUGCUGACGCGAGCAAAACCCUAGCGUUUCCGGGUGGCUUUUGGUCUACGCUAGGAGCCGGAGGACACAUCAGCGGCGGAGGAUACGGAAAUCUGAUUAGAAAAUACGGAAUCUCCGUAGAUCAUGUGAUUGAUGCUCAAUUAGUUGAUGCUAAUGGAAAGAUCUUGAAUCGGGCUUCCAUGGGAGAAGAUCUGUUUUGGUCAAUUCGCGGCGGUGACGGUGCGAGCUUCGGCGUUAUCCUCGCUUGGAAAAUCAACCUCGUCGCUGUCCCAGAGACCUUGACAGUGUUUAAGGUUACCAAAACAUUGAGACAAGAAGCCACUGAUGUUCUGUACAAAUGGCAGCUUGUCUCUAGCAAAUUACCCGAAGAGCUUUUCUUGAGAGCAAUUCCUGAAAUCGCAGAGGGAGCUAAAUCCGGCGAAAAAACUAUCGCGGUUAAGUUCUACGCACAGUUCUUAGGGCCAGCUGCGCAACUAGUUCCGAUUAUAAACAAGAAUCUGCCUGAAUUAGGGCUAAAACGCGAAGAUUGCUACGAAAUGAGCUGGCUUAAUACGACGACGUUUUGGAUGAACUUCCCGGUCGGGACACCUACGAGCGUUCUUCUAAAGAGAACCUCCGGUCCACCAAGAGCAUUUUACAAGUGCAAAUCGGAUUACGUCAAGGAACCGAUCCCAAAAGAAGGAAUGGAGAAGAUUUGGAAAACAAUGUUGAAAUUUAACAAUGCGUUUAUGGAAUGGAACCCUUACGGCGGAGUGAUGGACCGGAUUCCAGCGAACGCCACCGCCUUUCCUCACCGGAAAGGAAAUUUGUUCAAGAUUCUGUACUGUGCGUCGUGGAACGACGCAAAGGCCACAGACGCUAAUUUAAGUUUGAUGAAAGAACUUUACGAUGUUGCGGAGCCGUACGUGUCAAGCAACCCGAGAGAAGCGUUCUUGAAUUACAGAGACAUGGAUAUUGGAAGCAAUCCGAGUGGAAAGACGAAUAUUAACAUUGAAGAAGCUAAGAUCUAUGGAUCGAAGUAUUUCUUAGGGAAUUUUAAAAGAUUGAUGGAAACUAAAACUAAGUAUGAUCCUGAUAAUUUCUUCAGGUACGAACAGAGUAUUCCUCCUAUUCAUGCAAUGUAA